Mizuhopecten yessoensis (Yesso scallop) is the source of this 2954-nucleotide messenger RNA. Its product is annotated as leucine-rich repeat-containing protein 14-like. Gene Ontology annotation, cellular component: cytoplasm. The record is from RefSeq and is a predicted model, not a curated record. The transcript is spliced from 5 exons. NCBI's taxonomy places the organism in Eukaryota, Metazoa, Mollusca, Bivalvia, Pectinida, Pectinidae. The coding region runs from base 196 to 1776 and encodes 526 amino acids.
AUCAAUGUCUUGGGUGCGCUUGCAACUGGUGAGGUUUUUCUAUGAUAGACAAUAUUAUAUUGUUGCUGUAAAAUAUUCUGUCACAUCAACCUAUCGACUGUCUCCAGUUUGACCAGUGUACACACUUCUCAAACGGUACAAAAAAGGUGAGCAUGUUAUAUUUCCAGUGUUCUGUAGCUGUAAAUAGAUGACAAGAUGCAGGCAUCUCUACAGUAUGAUCAUUAUCAAGGAGCAGUGUAUCCACUGGACCUGCAUGCAGAACCAAACCAUGGACAGUAUAGAAAGACACCCAUAAAAUCACUGGUGAAUCUGUGUGCAGAGUACAUAGUGCGUGAUGCAACGGUUACAAAAGAAGCAGUGCAGCAUGUCCCACACCACCUCAGUGUGGCUCUCAUGCAGGCAGCCCUGCUCGAUAAUCGUGACCGCUCCAUGGAAACGCUAAUAUCUCAUUGGCCGCUUAACAGCCUGACUCUGAAAAAGCUUGCCCCAACUUUAUUCACAUCUGUGGUGCCCCUGUACAAUUCGACCUAUCUUUCUGACAUUGUCCGUCAGAGUCUACGCUACACCACCUGUUUAUCACACACAUUCCUGGAGUGUCUGAAAAAGCGCACACCAACAAAGCUCAAGUAUCUUGACAUGACAGGGUUUCCUACAGCGGAAGUCAUCCUAUUUUACCUGGCGACCCACUGUAUGUUGGCACACAAUGAGGCCCGCCAGACUGUCAUGGUGGACAUGUACAACAGAGUGGUCACCCUGCUCCCGGACCAGACAGAAUCGGACAAGUCUUCGUACCAGCUGAUGACUGCUGAUACGACCAUCCCAGAUUCCAGCUUCACCGUGAAGAUGGAUGCCUUUGUCACAUCAGAUCAGACACAUGCAGAACUAUGUAAAGCUCUCAAAGUGUCUGGCUUCCAGGACAGUAAACUAAAAAUCGUCCUGGAAACACUAGAUGCAACUUGCUUGGGGGAACAGAAGCUUCAUAUACUGCUACAACAAGUCAAUCCAAAGUUCCUGCAAGGUCUGCGUCUGAAGUAUAAUGCACUGAAUUGUGAAGACUUCUGUAAAUUGUCACCUGUACUGGAGCGGUUCAAUAGUUUGAUAGCUCUGGAUCUGUCCUGUAACAGUAUCAGGCACAAGGAAUCAUGUGAUAGUCUAGCUCAGCUCCUCUCUGCCUUGCCUCAUCUCAUCCGACUUGACCUCAGCAACAAUCGUGUGAAAACACGCCUUCGCCAGAUUUUGUCCAAUAUGCCCAGUGCAUUGCAGUAUUUACGACUGGUGGGAUGUGGCCUCGCCUUGACAGACAUUGCAUACUUAUCAGUAUCCCAUCAUAUGUCUGGUUUAACAGAGCUGGACCUCAGUGAGAACAACCUACAACCAGCUGCAGCCAACUUCAGUAAACUGUUAAAGAGCUGUAAGUCCAUGUUACACACACUGGAAAUACAGGACUGUAAGUUACGCGAUGACUCAGUGGAGCUGUUUACAGGAAACUUAGCCUCCAUGGAAAGCCUUAUGUAUGUGAAUUUAUCAAACAAUUCACUGAGCCUACCUGUUCAUGAGUGUGUGCUGGAAGCAGUGGCAGGACUGCCCAGUCUUCAGGCCUAUCGCCUCUCCUUUUCCAAGGACUGUUACAGUCCUGAUUUACUGGACGAUGAACUGGACAUGAAAAAGGACAUGUGUGUAGCACAAAUGUACCACGUAAUGAGGAGCAUCAGGGGUGAGGCCAGUCUACCACACCUAAUGUUUGUGGAACUAGAGAGAUUAGAUGACGUGGAAUGACCUUAAUGACAGUAAAUCGUAUUGAGUAGAGCAGAUAACAAACUGUGGAGAAUCAGAACACUGUACAAAGAUAUGCAAGUAGAUCUGGCCGACUUCCAUUUAAAUUAUUCGGUUAUUUGAUGUUCCAUCAUGGUCAAAGUCACAGCAAGGAAUCAAAUUUCAUUUGUAGCAAUGCUUUUCUUUUCUAGAUUGUAGUAUUUUUUUGAUGAAACUGCAAAUUUACAUGUACAUGUGCUAUAAAGGGAUAGUGUGUAUCCAAUUCCUCCUAGGAUUUCGUUUGACACCCCUUUCACCACUGUUACUCUAAGAUUCAACCCUAUUUUACUCUUCAUUGUGAUGAACAUUAUGACUUACCCUUUUACAUAUUGUCACAUUAAAUAAUUGAAUUGCAUAAAAUUAUCCUUGCAGAAAUAUUUUAGUCAACAAAUACAUAUUGUACAUCUAAUGUAUUUUAGAAUCCACAUGGUUUUCUACAUAAGACUGAUUUUACAAAAUCUGAAAUCACAAUGGCAUAGCUAAGAUGCACAUGUAUAAUGAGGAUUUUUUAAGUGAACGAUUAAGAAAUAGACCAAUUUGGAUAUUAAUUAACUACAAUAGUAUUCAAAGUGCCUAUUAUCUAUGACACUGGAGGAUUUGCAGCAUGAAUGUGUUUCUGUUUUUACAGAUUUUAUCCUGAAUGGGCAGGCUUCACAUUGGUGUCCCAGUAAAAUAAUUAUUUACUUCUUAAUUACAUGUCACCACUCCUCCUUAAAAUACUUUGGGUUACUAGUACAUAAAUGUUGUUCUGGGCGAGUUUCUGAAUAUUAUUCCGAUAUUAAUUGACAUAAUAUAAGUUGUCAGAUCUUUCUAAAGUACUGCAGAGCACCGCUAUCUUGUGAUAUAAAUAACUACAUGACUUUGAGGUCAAAUGAUGAAGUCCACAGAUCAUUAACAGAGGUGAAUGGGGGUGUACUGAGGGUAGUGAGAAAUUGACUACAGUUGUCGUAGAUUACACACAUCAAUUCCCACAAGGUCAAGGUCACAGCAGGAGGUCAGCUGUCAAAUCAUUUUAAUGCUUACAAUUGUCAGAAUUGCAACCUCCCUACCAGAUGCAGCUUUAAAAUUUCAAAUGAUUGCAAUGCUUGUCCCAACCAAAUAAACUAUGAAAGGAAAUUUCAUAAAUAGAAGUACUAUGGCAA